This is a messenger RNA of Trypanosoma theileri, 1152 nucleotides long. Its product is annotated as putative acidocalcisomal exopolyphosphatase. Gene Ontology annotation, molecular function: exopolyphosphatase activity. NCBI's taxonomy places the organism in Eukaryota, Euglenozoa, Kinetoplastea, Trypanosomatida, Trypanosomatidae. Gene Ontology annotation, cellular component: cytoplasm. The coding region runs from base 1 to 1152 and encodes 383 amino acids. The record is from RefSeq and is a predicted model, not a curated record. The transcript has a single exon.
AUGGCCAUGGUAAUAAAUGAUUUUUUGAGGCGUUGUUUUCAAUUCUGCGCCACCCAAAAAUCGAUCACCAUCGUUUUGGGAAACGAAGGGGGUGACAUGGAUAGUAUUGUUGGCUCUAUCUAUCUGGCUUUUUUUCUGGAGAAACGUGAUCUUUUGGGAGGAAAGUAUUACAUACCUCUAUUGAAUUUUGAAAAAGAAGAUCUUCCUUUACGUAAUGAUGUUGUAAAACUAUUUUCAAAAUAUGGUGUGGAAACAAAUCUUCUUCUUUCAAGCAGAGGGAACUCAAAUAUGGAAGAUUAUGUAGAUCUUAAAAAAAUGAUGCCUGAUGUGGUUUUAUAUGAUCAUAACAAGCUUAUUGCUGCUCAAACUUUUUUAUCUGAAAAAGUUAUUGGUAUUGUGGAUCACCAUUUUGAUGAGCAGUUGUACAUAGAACAAACCAAGAGACUUCGGUUGUUAGAAACAACAGGAUCUGCAUGUACUCUUGUUGCCGAGUUAUUCCGAGAUGCAGGAUUAAAGGUGCCUUGUGCCGAACUACUUCUUGCACCCAUUAUCCUGGACACUGUGAACUUUAAUCCUUCUCAAAAAAAAGUGACCGAAAGAGAUAUACAAGUAACUCAAUGGCUUGUGGGACAACUUCCUGAAAAAAUUGAUUUGGAAGAAAUGUUUGUUGAUUUAUCAAAAUGGAAAAAAGACAUAAUGGGUCUGAGUUUUGCUCAACAUCUUCGUCGAGAUUAUAAACAUUUUGAGUUUCCUUUUCAUGGAGGAGGCGCAAAAUGUUUACAAAUUGGAAUUAGCAGUAUUUCAUGUCGUUUAGAUGAAAUGGUUGCUUCCCGUUCUAUGACUGAACUUGCUUCAGGUUGUUUGGAGUUUGUAAAUUCAAGGCAUUUGGAUGCUCUUAUUCUAGCCCUCGCUGGUGAAAGAGGAAGUGGAAAUUAUUGUCGUCAAUUGGCAUUUAUUGCCAAAGGUGAUGUUCUUGAUGUUUUAGAGUCAUACGCAAAGAGUUCACCUGACAUGAUCUGUUUCACUCCUCUAAGUACGGUUCAAGAUGGUGAAUGGAGCAUGAUUUCUUAUGAAUUGAGUGACCCUUCAGUUUCACGUAAGAAGCUCGCCCCUUCUCUGGCUAAGUACAUCGCUGCUUGGCCAAAACUAUAA